Raphanus sativus (radish) is the source of this 561-nucleotide messenger RNA. RefSeq lists its product as uncharacterized. The transcript has a single exon. Lineage: Eukaryota; Viridiplantae; Streptophyta; Magnoliopsida; Brassicales; Brassicaceae. The record is from RefSeq and is a predicted model, not a curated record. Bases 1 to 561 code for a protein of 186 amino acids.
AUGAACAAGCCAUCUUGGGUUGUAGACCACGAGAUCGAACCAACCUUAUCAUCUCCAAAGAGGGUGAUCACCAUGAAGAUAAAGAGACGAAGUACAUAUCAGACGGAGACUGUGAUAUCCGUCGAUCUGAAGACGGUAAGUAAUGGCCACUUGGCCCAUGAAAUGGUAAGAAAUAUGGAAUACAUGCUUGGGUAUCAUGAAAUUGAUUAUGAUUCAGCGAUUGAGAUUAUCGAGGAGACUUCUGAUCAUGUCGCCAACACUAUUCCGACACUUGAUGAUCCCGCGGAAACGGAUCUUGAUAUAAUCGUUAAGAUAAUUGAUCACAACCAAGACGCUUUCCGCAUAAUUGAUCUAGACGUCUAUAUGAUCGAGCUUGGCGAAAACCUAAGAGAAUCCAUCCCCAGCGAAGAGUAUGAUGAAUGCUCAGUUUUCUGCGAAGAGUUCGGGACUGGUGGAGAGCUUAACACUUUAGAUUGUGGGCAUUCUUUUCAUCAUCACUGCGUGUUGGAAUGGGUUAAAAAAAACUUGACAUGUCCAUGUUGUAGGGUAAGACUUGCUUAG